Camellia sinensis is the source of this 2061-nucleotide messenger RNA. Lineage: Eukaryota; Viridiplantae; Streptophyta; Magnoliopsida; Ericales; Theaceae. The record is from RefSeq and is a predicted model, not a curated record.
UAUAAUAUAGAGAGAGAAACGCACAUCAUCAUCAUCUAUUACUAUCAUACACCGCUAGAUAAUAUAUAGAGAGAGAGAGACACACAGUUUCCAAUUACCCUAAAAAAGACCUCAUAUAGAGAGGGAUAGAGUCAGAGUCUCUAGAGUAGUAGUGGUAGCAGCAGAGAAUGGUUGAGCCAGUGCGCAUUGCGCACCACUUCAUCCCUUGAAUUGAAACUCACUCACUGCGCUCUCUCACACAUUCUAUAUCUUUCUUCUCUACAAUCGUUCUGAUCGGAGGUGCAACAACUAUGGAUCCUUGUCCUUUCGUGCGCUUGACUGUAGGCAAUCUCGCCCUCAAGAUUCCUGUGGCGUCCAAGCCCGCUCGCUCCGUCGUGCACCCCUCGUCUGCGCCGUGUUUCUGUAAGAUCAAGCUCAAGAACUUCCCUCUCCAGACUUCCGUUGUACCUUGUUUCCCGCCGGAGAGUCAGUUUCCCGACGGCCAGGUUCAGGUCCCGGCGGCGACCUUUCACUUGAGCAAGUUUGAUCUCGAAAAACUCGCCGGAAAGUCUCUCUUCGCCGGGAAGCUUUACCUGAAAAUAUCGAUUUAUACAGGGCGUAGGGGAACUACAUGUGGUGUCAACUCCGGGAGGCUGUUGGGGAAGGUGUUGCUGCCGCUGGAUCUGGCGGGAACGGAAUCUAGGGUUUCUGUGUUCCAGAACGGUUGGAUUGCGGUAGGGAAGGAUGCGAAAGGCUCGAGCGCGCAGUUUCAUAUCAAUGUCAAGGCGGAGCCUGAUCCGAGAUUCGUGUUUCAGUUCGACGGUGAGCCUGAGUGCAGUCCUCAAGUGUUUCAGAUCCAAGGCAACAUUCGCCAACCGGUGUUCACUUGCAAGUUCAGCUUUAGAAGCAACACCGACCGAAAUCAGAGAUCGUUGCAGUCCGAACCGGCCUGUUCAAGGGGGUGGUUGAGUUCGUUCGGAAGCGAGAGAGAGAGGCCAUUAAAGGAGCGAAAAGGUUGGUCAAUAAUAGUCCACGACCUCUCCGGUUCACCAGUCGCGGCAGCUUCAAUGGUAACCCCAUUCGUAGCCUCACCCGGUUCAGACCGGGUCAGCCGGUCCAACCCAGGCUGCUGGCUUAUCCUCCGCCCAAGCGACAACACCUGGAAGCCCUGGGGCCGUCUCGAAGCCUGGCGGGAGCGCGGCGCCAACGACGGCCUUGGCUACCGCUUCGAGCUCGUCCAGGACGGCGCCGCCGCCGGAAUCGUCCUCGCCGAAUCAACCCUGAGCUCCAGUAAAGGCGGCAAGAUGGUCAUUGACCUCGGCGGCGGCGCGGCUUCGUCGUCGCCGGCGGGGAGCCCCAAGGGAAGUGGGGACUUCGGGUACGGGCUGUGGCCGUACUGCAUGUACAGAGGGUUCGUGAUGGCGGCUAACGUGGAAGGGGAGGGAAGCAAGUGCAGUAAACCCACGGUGGAAGUUAGUGUGCAGCACGUGAACUGCACAGAAGAUGCGGCCGCAUUCGUGGCAUUGUCAGCGGCCGUUGAUCUUAGCAUGGACGCUUGCAGGCUUUUCUCUCAAAAGCUUCGGAAAGAACUGUGCCAAGCCACAUGAUCUUCUCAGCAGAUGAUUCGGAUUUGCCUGUCAUUUUUUUACUAAAAUUGCUCCCUUUUUUUUUUUUUACUUUGGUUUUGGUUUUGGUUUUGGUUUUGGUUUUGGUUUGGCGUUGUGGUCGAUGAUGGAUUUUGAUUUCCGUCGUCACCGUGAUGUGGGGGAUUAGUACUAACGAGUUUUAUAUUUUUUGUACAGAGAGAGAGAUGGCGGGGUGGGGUUAGGCGGGGGCACGCUUUGUUUUUUUAAGUUGUGUGGCUCGUGUAAUUUUUACCAUUUCUUUUUGGAGAUUUGGGUUUUCUUUUUAAUGAUGUUUUGUUUGCAAAGCUGAGUCGGAACUGAGUUUAGAAUUAAAAAUAGUUAGGAUUGUAGUGCUGUGCAUUUCUUGAUUUGUUUCUUUUCUCAACUUUUUCCUUUUUUGUGCCAAAGUUGCUUUGUAUUUUAUGGCUUUGCCCAUGAAUGACGACUUUAAGGAUUA